Paramuricea clavata is the source of this 1533-nucleotide messenger RNA. NCBI's taxonomy places the organism in Eukaryota, Metazoa, Cnidaria, Anthozoa, Malacalcyonacea, Plexauridae. The record is from the annotation of a GenBank genome assembly.
UAAAACCAAGGAUUAUUAACCUGACUGGAAAUCAAACUGCUCUGUUAUAUCACAACGUGACGUUAACAUGUGAAAUUUUGUCAAAUCCGCCUGCCCAAAUCUGGUGGACCAAAGAUGGUGACACGUCACAUCUCAGCAACGUCCAAUUUGAGAACGAUAACAAGACUCUGGUUAUUGCAAAAGCUGUACUGGAUAACAUUGGAAGCUAUUCAUGUCAUGCAAGCAAUAGUUUAUAUUCGACAAAUCAAAGAUUAACAUUAAAUUUAAAAGGUAAGUGGAGUAAGAUAAUGGACAACAACAAAUACCUGGGGCCGGUUGUAUAAAACUCUUAAUCACUUUUUUAAUCAGUAUUUUGUAGUUACAUAGUGAUUAACUCUCAAAUACGCGCUUCUUAUUGGAUGACGUUUCCACUAACCAUAGUUAACUUUAAUCACUUUUUUAUACAACCGUACCAGCCCCUGCAGCAAUAAGGGGAUGGGUUUUACUGGAUUUUUAAUUAGGGCGAAUAGUUCAAAUUUGAUAAGCUAUCAAACAUAAAUACAGUUAGUUUAGUGUAGUGUAGUGCAUGCUUCCUUCUUCAGUAAAACACAGGAUCAACUGGAAAAGGGAUGGCUUUUGCCGACUUUUUGAAAGAACAAUUAAUGCUAUCGGGUAAUCAAAUAUAAAUAUAGUUUGUUUAGUUACUUCAGGAAGUAACACUGGAUUCUUGAGGAAUGGUUUGUAUCAGAGUUACACUAGUAACUUGCAGAGUGUCAAGUGGGCAGCCGAAGCCAGAGUCGUUUUAUCUCACUAUUGGCGGAAGCAAAAAGUGCUGGGUGCGAGGUUGUGGCUAAAUUCUUACAAGCAGUAAAAUUAUUGUUGACCUGUUCAAGAAAAAUUGUCGAAAUUUUAGCCUCUCCAUUAGCAUUUCCUGCAUUUUGAGGAUACUUUGCGGCGUAACAAAAUUGUCUUAAUUUAAAUUAAGCACUAUGUUUAACAGCACUACAAAACAUGCAGCUCGUUAAUAAAGAUACAUAGUUCUUCUCGGACAAAAUCGAAACAUAGUUCUUUUCGGAUAAGAUUAAUAAUCAAAUUCACCUUUCAAGCCAAUUAUCUUAGUCAUUUAACAAUACUUGGACAAGCUAGGCUUGAACACAGUGGCGGAAAUCUCGGUGGGGCGGACGGGCGACUGAAUGAAUUUUUUUUUAUCUUUCAGCACUUCCUAAUACGUACAUUGUUGGAGGAGAAAUAAGGAAGUUGAGGCAAGGGCAAAAGAACAGUAGUAUAGUUUGUUUUGGUUAUGGUUAUCCCGAUCCUAAAGCAACCUGGAAAAUAAACAACAAAGAAAUCCCUGAAGACUCCAAUUCAUCUAUUGGCAGUGGAAUAUACCAGCGUAGAUCCACCAAUGACGUGGUGCUACAAAAUGUUACUAGUACAUUAUUUUUCAACCAAAAUGGAAGCACGUUUGAUGAUUUUGGAAACUACACGUGCGAAGUUUCCAUCGAAGCAGCACCAGACACUGACUUUGCGACUACAAAAGUUAUAUGUAAGUGA